AUGGACCUUCUCUCCACGCCUGACAUCUUGAGCUGGAUAUCAUGUCCAGUAAAUGCUGUUCCACACGGAGCCAGUCUUGUGACAUGGUGCACAUGUGCAGGGGACUGCUGGCUGCUGGCGGCCAUCGCCUCACUGACCUUAAACGACACCCUCCUGCGCCGAGUGGUCCCGCACGGACAGAGCUUUGAGCAGGGAUACGCGGGAAUCUUCCACUUCCAGUUCUGGCAGUUCGGCGAGUGGGUGAAUGUGGUGAUCGACGACCGUCUACCUGUGAAGAACGGCAAGCUGUUCUUUGUUCACUCGGCGGAGGUUGGCGAGUUUUGGAGUGCGCUGUUUGAGAAGGCUUACGCCAAGUUGAACGGCUGCUACGAGGCUUUGUCAGGGGGAAGAACAUCGGAAGCCUUCGAGGACUUCACGGGCGGCGUGACGGAAACGUUGGUGUUGAACAAGGCGCCCUCCGACCUCUUCAGCAUCAGGGGCUGCACCAUCAAGAGAGGCUCGCUGUUCAGCUGCGCCAUUGACGUAAGUAAGAAGGUCCACUUGUUUGUGGACGGUGUCCAGUGCAGGUUGGCGUUGUGCUGCAAUACAGCUAUGCGGUUGCUAUAUUGGAUGUCGCAGAUCUGUCUGUAA
Messenger RNA from Syngnathoides biaculeatus (alligator pipefish), 630 nucleotides. Its product is annotated as calpain-1 catalytic subunit-like. Gene Ontology annotation, cellular component: cytoplasm. Gene Ontology annotation, biological process: proteolysis. The record is from RefSeq and is a predicted model, not a curated record. The transcript has 4 exons. Gene Ontology annotation, molecular function: calcium-dependent cysteine-type endopeptidase activity. The coding region runs from base 1 to 630 and encodes 209 amino acids. NCBI's taxonomy places the organism in Eukaryota, Metazoa, Chordata, Actinopteri, Syngnathiformes, Syngnathidae.